AUGGUAACUGUUGAUAAAGAGAAGAAUAAGAAGUUUUUCAAAGGUAAUAGUGGCAACUCCCACAAGAUGAAGAAAUCUGGGAGGCCUCCUCAGCAAGCUAGUGUGAGUGUUCCAAAUGAGCCUAAGAAUGAAGGUUUUAUGAGAAGGUGCAACUUCUAUCAUUUGUUUGGGCACAAGAAGGUUGAUUGUAGGAAAUUUAAGGCUUGGUUAGACAAGAAAGGUACAUGUUCAUUACUAGUGUGUUUUGAGUUUAAUCUAGUCGAUGUGCCUUUUGAUACUUGGUGGCUAGAUACUGAUGCAACCAUUUAUACUACAAAUUCUUUGCAGGAAUUAAGGAACCACAGAAGACCAAUUGAUACAGAGUUAGUAGUAGAUAUAUGCAAUGGGGUGAAUGUUAAAGUUGAACAUAUUGGUACAGUUAGACUUAUUUUGGCUUCUAAGCAUGUUUUGAACUUGUCUGAUACUGCUUUUCUACCUUCCAUCAGAAUAAAUCUUAUCUCUAUUUCUAUUUUGAACAAAUGUGGAUAUGUCUUUCAUUUUGGAAAUGAAAGGGCUACAAUCUUUUAUGACUCAGUUAUGGUUGUUACUGCUACUUUAUAUGAUGGUUUGUAUAAAAUUGACUUAUUUCUUGCUUUAGAUCUUACUUCUUCUAAUGUCUCUAUUAUGAAUGUUGUAGUUGGUUCUAAACGUACUAGAUCCAAUGAAAACUCUUCCAUGUUAUGGCACAAAAGAUACUUCAUUAUCUUUAUUAAUGAUUAUUCUCGCUAUGGUUAUAUUGAGUUCAUUCGAGAAAAAUCAGACUCAUUGGAAGCUUUUAAGGCUGUUGUGGAACUCCUGAAAAAUAAGAAAAUCAAAGCGGUAAGAUCAAAUAGAGGAUGUGAGUUUUAUGGAAGAUAUGAUGAAACUGGUAGAAAUCCUGGAUCUUUUGCUAGAUUUCUCGAGGCAUGCGGUAUCGAUGCUCAAUACACAAUGCCUAGAACUCCUGAACAUAAUGGUAUUGUAGAAAUAAGAAAUCGUACUCUUAUGGAUAUGGUACGGUGUAUGCUUAGUCAUCCCACUUUGCAUGAAUUUGUGUGGGGUGAGACUUUUAAAACUGCUGCAUAUAUUUUGAAUCAAGUACCAAGUAAAUCGGUUCCUAAAACUCUUUAUGAGUUAUGGUCAGGUAAGAGGCCUAAUUUGCAUUAUUUCCGAGUUUGGGACCAUAAAGUGGAAAUAAGACCUUAUAAUCCUCAGCAAAAGAAACUUGAUCCUAAGACCAUUAUUGGUUAUAUUGUUCAUUUGCAAGAGCAUGAGUUUAAUAUUGGUAUGUCUCUUGAUCCAACCUCUUUUAAGGAAGACAUUGAUAGUCCUCAAUCUUCAUGUUGGAUGGAUGUUAUGUAUGAUGAGAUGGUAUCGAUGUGUCAAAACGGUGUAUGA
This is a messenger RNA of Juglans microcarpa x Juglans regia, 1416 nucleotides long. RefSeq lists its product as uncharacterized. The coding region runs from base 1 to 1416 and encodes 471 amino acids. The record is from RefSeq and is a predicted model, not a curated record. Gene Ontology annotation, biological process: DNA integration. The transcript is spliced from 2 exons. Lineage: Eukaryota; Viridiplantae; Streptophyta; Magnoliopsida; Fagales; Juglandaceae. Gene Ontology annotation, molecular function: nucleic acid binding.